Molecule: messenger RNA, 384 nt
Organism: Penicillium pulvis
Lineage: Eukaryota; Fungi; Ascomycota; Eurotiomycetes; Eurotiales; Aspergillaceae
Exons: 3
Coding region: 1-384 (127 amino acids)
Source: RefSeq, a predicted model, not a curated record
AUGGACCCCACUGAAGGAAGACUUGGCCCAGCCGAGAUGAUGGCGAACGAGCACCAGAAUGUGACAGCAGCCAACCAGCCCACGACUAGCCAGAAUGGGAUAAGAGAAGGCGAGGGAGGCGAGGAGAAGAUCAAGGCUGAGGAGGAAGAGCAGGAGCCAGUUCUUCCUACCCUGACGCGUGAACAAUUCAUGGAUGCAAGCUUGGAUGUCAUAAUCCGGCGCAAUGCUGCAGCUGCCGAGCUUGAGUAUCUUGAGCGCCAAGCCCUUACAGGGCUGGAAUCUGGAGAAACUUUGAAGGCACAGAGCGACCAGCUCAGGGCGCGCCUUGAAGCUUUGCUUUCGGAACAACUGCGACUCGCGAGCUACAAUCAACGUCGCCAUUGA